Xylona heveae TC161 is the source of this 672-nucleotide messenger RNA. Its product is annotated as bola-like protein. The transcript has 3 exons. The record is from RefSeq and is a predicted model, not a curated record. Bases 81 to 407 code for a protein of 108 amino acids. Lineage: Eukaryota; Fungi; Ascomycota; Xylonomycetes; Xylonales; Xylonaceae.
CAGGACGCCGUCGAAGGGUGUACAGAAAACCAAUGCUUCAAAGACUUUUGGUCGCAGCUAUCAAGCGACCCAUGUCAACAAUGACUUCAUCUUUGACACCGGUCGAAGACAUCAUCAAGUCUCGGGUAUCAUCAGCCUUCAGUCCGACUUCUCUUGAAAUUUUCAAUGACUCUCAUCUUCAUUCCCACCAUAAGGCAAUGCAAGGGAGUACUUCAAAAGAGACUCACUUCAGGGUCAUGAUCACUUCAGAGGCGUUCAAAGGCAAGCCUCAACCUGCGCGACACCGGAUGGUAUAUGCUCUCCUGCAAGAUGAAAUGUCCCGUGACGGAGGCAUCCACGCCUUGCAACUACGGACGCGAACUCCCGAAGAAGAACAAAAGCAAUUAGAGAGGGAGCGCGGCGCAUGAAGACAUACGAUGAAAACAUAAGCUGUAGGGCAAUGUCUCAUAAGACUUAUGAUUUGAACGAUCGUCUUGACCCGACCUACAAGCCUUACUUGAUCAAGACAUAUCUGGGAAGAAAGCACGGCGCGGAGUCUGAUGGACAGACAUUAGAGCGCACCACUCGGGCGACCGAAUCACAUUUCAACUGAUACCCAAAUAUUGAGCGCAAGAUAAAUUGCCAGAGCUAUCAUGUAAUUCCUGGCGAAUGCAUCUUUAUUCAAAUGACAUC